CCCUCCCCCGGCCGCUGGCUCGCUCGGCUCGCAACGCUGCAGAGGCUCCGAGGCGGCGGCGGCGGCGCGGCGACUCCCUCUUUCCCUCCCUCCUUCUUCGUCCGUCUGUGCGUCUGUCCGUUCGGCCUCGGUCCGGCCCGCAGCAUGGCCGGCGUCAGCUUCAGCGGCCACCGCCUGGAGCUGCUGGCGGCGUACGAGGAGGUGAUUCGGGAGGAGAGCGCGGCCGACUGGGCUCUGUACACAUAUGAGGAUGGCUCAGAUGACCUCAAGCUUGCAGCGUCAGGAGAUGGGGGCUUGCAGGAGCUCUCUGGCCACUUUGAGAACCAGAAGGUGAUGUAUGGCUUCUGCAGCGUCAAGGACUCCCAGGCUGCUCUGCCGAAAUACGUGCUCAUCAACUGGGUUGGCGAAGAUGUGCCUGAUGCCCGCAAAUGUGCUUGUGCCAGUCACGUGGCUAAGGUGGCCGAGUUCUUCCAGGGUGUCGAUGUGAUCGUGAACGCCAGCAGUGUGGAAGACAUAGAUGCGGGCGCCAUCGGGCAGCGGCUCUCCAACGGGCUGGCACGGCUUUCCAGCCCCGUGCUGCACCGACUGCGGCUACGUGAGGAUGAGAACGCCGAGCCGGUGGGCACCACCUAUCAGAAGACUGAUGCAGCUGUGGAGAUGAAGCGGAUUAACCGCGAGCAGUUCUGGGAGCAGGCCAAGAAGGAGGAGGAGCUGCGGAAGGAGGAGGAGCGGAAGAAGGCUCUGGAUGAGAGGCUCAGGUUUGAGCAGGAGCGGAUGGAGCAGGAGCGGCAGGAGCAGGAGGAGCGGGAGCGGCGCUACCGGGAGCGGGAGCAGCAGAUCGAGGAGCACAGGAGGAAACAACAGACUUUGGAAGCAGAGGAGGCCAAGAGGCGGUUGAAGGAGCAGUCCAUCUUUGGUGACCAGCGGGAUGAGGAGGAAGAGACCCAGAUGAAGAAGUCAGAAUCGGAGGUAGAGGAGGCAGCAGCCAUUAUUGCCCAGCGACCUGAUAACCCACGGGAGUUCUUUAAGCAGCAGGAAAGAGUCGCAUCGGCCUCCGUAGGCAGCUGUGAUGUGCCCUCACCCUUCAACCACCGACCAGGCAGCCACCUGGACAGCCACCGGAGGAUGGUGCCUACCCCGAUCCCUGCCCGGAGCCCAUCUGACUCCAGCAUGGCCUCUACCCCUGUCACUGAGCAGAUCGAGCGGGCCCUGGAUGAGGUUAUGUCCUCGCAGCCUCCACCACUGCCACCACCACCCCCAGCAGCCCAAGAGACCCAGGAGCCCAGCCCCGGCCUGGAUAGUGCAGAGACCUGCAAGGAAGCCAGAGCAGCAGACCCUCAGGCCUGGGCCAGCCCCCUGGAGGAGUCCCCUCAGGCACCAGAGCCUCCCCAGGGCCAAGGCAGCCCCACGGAGGACUUGAUGUUCAUGGCGUCUACAGAGCAGGCAGUCCUGGCUGCCUCUCUAGAGCCUGCCAUGGCUGGAGCCUCUGUAGCUGACACCCCAGCAGCUGAUGCCAUUGAAACCGACACUGCCGCUGCUGACACCAGUGUUGCCAACACCGUCACCCCUGCCACUGCCAGCCUCAUUGACCUAUGGCCUGGCAAUGGGGAAGGGGCCUCUGUACCCCAGGCUGAGCCUAGGGCCCCCACACCACCCUCAGGUGCCGAAGUCACUCUGGCAGAAGUGCCCCUGCUGGACGAGGUGGCUCAGGAGCCACUGCCGCCGGCAGGUGAAGGCAGUGCCAACCUUCUCAAUUUUGAUGAGCUGCCUGAGCCACCAGCCACCUUCUGUGACCCAGGGGAGGAAGUAGAAGGGGAGCCCCUGGCUGCUCCCCAGGCUCCAACUCUGCCCUCAGCUCUAGAGGAGCUGGAUCAGGAGCCGGAGCCGGAGCCAGAGCUGGAGCCAGAGCCCCACCUGCUGACCAAUGGCGAGACCACCCAGAAGGAGGGGACCCAGGCCAGUGAGGGGUAUUUCAGCCAAUCACAGGAGGAGGAGUUUGCCCAAUCGGAAGAGCUGUGUGCAAAGGCUCCGCCACCUAUGUUCUACAACAAGCCUCCAGAAAUCGACAUCACCUGCUGGGAUGCAGACCCAGUACCGGAAGAGGAGGAGGGCUUCGAGGGUGGCGACUAGCGGUGAUGCUUGCCCUCAGGCUGCCCUCGCCAAGGCCGCCCACCUGCGCCGGCCUCUGGCCAGACGGCCCGCAGUGCCUGCACUUGCAGCAGCUCCGCCUGGCACCCACUCUGGAUUCCGGCCCUGGCCGGGGACUUGGCCGCUUCCCUACCCACAGGGCCCUACUUUUACAGCUUUUCUCUCUUUUUUAAAGUUGAUAGGAGACUUGUACAGUUGACUGGUUUUCCUCCCGUUGGUAGUUGAGAUGCUGUUGCAAAUUCCACCCCCUUCCCACCCGGUCCAGAUUGUAGCUCUUAGUCCUCCCUGCUCACUCAGCUGGCCGGGGUGGAGGCCUCACCCUGCUUGGGGCCUGGCGUGGGGGGAAGUUCUGGUGGGAAAAUGUUCCCCCCACCUCUUUUCCUAGUUUUCUGUUUCUUGGAAAAAUAUCACUUUGUAUUCUCUGUCCAGGGCUUCAGAUAUUUUGCACGAAUUUUAAAACAUGGCAAUAAAUGGCUCGUGGGCUCUGGCUCCCUGGGACCCGCCCCCUCCCCCCUUCUCUUGACCCCUCCCCACCUGGCCCGAAGGAAGUAGCAGGCCCAGCUGGGGCCUCUCAGCUUCCUGGCCCUUUCCUGCCCCCUCCUGCUGGGCAGGUCCCAGGCUGGAGGCCCUAGGCGUGAUUCAGGUCAGGGCUAUGGGUGGCCCCUUUCCACCUCCUCCCUCUUUGCUUGGGUUCCUUUUUCACGUUCAGUAACUGUUUUUUGGAAAGCACAAACUUCUGUAACAGGUCGUGCUCAUGUCUGUUAAUAAAGAAAUCCAGAUCCC
Messenger RNA from Eubalaena glacialis (North Atlantic right whale), 2931 nucleotides. It is a transcript of the gene DBN1, whose product is annotated as drebrin 1. Gene Ontology annotation, biological process: postsynaptic actin cytoskeleton organization; positive regulation of axon extension; positive regulation of dendritic spine morphogenesis. Lineage: Eukaryota; Metazoa; Chordata; Mammalia; Artiodactyla; Balaenidae. Gene Ontology annotation, cellular component: site of polarized growth; actin filament; cortical actin cytoskeleton. Gene Ontology annotation, molecular function: actin filament binding. The coding region runs from base 145 to 2130 and encodes 661 amino acids. The record is from RefSeq and is a predicted model, not a curated record. The transcript is spliced from 14 exons.